Linum tenue is the source of this 330-nucleotide messenger RNA. Lineage: Eukaryota; Viridiplantae; Streptophyta; Magnoliopsida; Malpighiales; Linaceae. The record is from the annotation of a GenBank genome assembly.
AUGGAUGUUUGCUUGUCAUCUCCAAAAGUUGCACCUGAAUUUUAUCGUGCUUCUAAGGAUGCAAUACUUCUGUAUGAAGCAGUUUUUCCUGUCAAGGCUAUUGAUGGAGCUGAUGGUUUCCAGAACUCCCAUCAGAUGCAACAAUUUGAAUCUGCAAAGUUCAGCAUAGAUCAGAAUCUCUCUGGAGAUACUCCUUCUAGACGAUAUGGCAGCCGAGGAAAUAUUAGAGACAAUGUUGCUCUGCUGGUGGAUCUAAUCAGAGCCAUAUUCACUGAUACGCCUCUGCGAAAAGAGUGCAUCAGGACAAUCAGCAAUGUAAGCCCCUAUUAA